GGUUCACGUUCAAGUUAUCUGCGGAAUUGUGUAGUCCUCCAGAAAAAGUAUGAUCCAGAAAUCAUUUCGAAACGUUUUCGUCACCGUCGGCACGACACAGUUUGAGGAGCUGAUUGGAAGUGUACUUUCAGCGGAAGUUCUGCAGCAGCUGGAAUCCCUGGGAUGUGAAUCGCUGACGAUACAGCGAGGAAAAGGAUCGACCCCGGAUCUGCCGGACAUCCAGAAACGAACAACGAUCCGGCUUGCUUGCUACGAUCUAAAGCCUACCAUCGGGGAUGAUAUUAGGCAAGCGGAUCUCGUCAUUAGCCACGCAGGAGCUGGAAGUUGCAUCGAGGUCCUGGAGGCCGGACGGCCACUCGUUGUCGUUGUGAACGAAUCUCUGAUGAACAAUCAUCAAACGGAGCUGGCGGAACGGCUGAGUCGGGACGACCAUCUGUUCUACUGCACUCCGGGGAGCCUGCAGCAAACGUUGGCCAGGGCAGACUUUGGGUGUUUGCGCAAACUGGGACCCGGAUCGCUGGAUGGCUUUGUCGAUCAUCUGAACAAAUUUAUGGGCUUCCGUUGAACGACCGGAACGCAAAUGUUGAAGCGUUUUCCACCAUGUGAUGCUGCGAUGGCUGUGGGUUUUUAUAAAGUCGGGAAAUAAAACAUAAAACCGUAAAAACAUGAA
Molecule: messenger RNA, 670 nt
Organism: Anopheles aquasalis
Lineage: Eukaryota; Metazoa; Arthropoda; Insecta; Diptera; Culicidae
Gene: Alg13
Product: Alg13 UDP-N-acetylglucosaminyltransferase subunit
Biological process (GO): dolichol-linked oligosaccharide biosynthetic process
Molecular function (GO): hexosyltransferase activity
Source: RefSeq, a predicted model, not a curated record